Elephantulus edwardii (Cape elephant shrew) is the source of this 2397-nucleotide messenger RNA. It is a transcript of the gene ZNF438, whose product is annotated as zinc finger protein 438. NCBI's taxonomy places the organism in Eukaryota, Metazoa, Chordata, Mammalia, Macroscelidea, Macroscelididae. Gene Ontology annotation, cellular component: nucleus. Gene Ontology annotation, molecular function: DNA-binding transcription factor activity, RNA polymerase II-specific; sequence-specific DNA binding. The record is from RefSeq and is a predicted model, not a curated record. The transcript has 3 exons. Bases 1 to 2397 code for a protein of 798 amino acids. Gene Ontology annotation, biological process: regulation of transcription by RNA polymerase II.
AUGGGUGAAUCAGAUUAUUCCUCUGGAAAAACACAGAGUGGAAAAGGGCUGCAGAGUAAGAGUCAGUUUAGGACCAUUGCACCAAAAAUUGCACCUAAAGUCCCAGCUUCCAAGGUGCUGCCAUGUCAAUCCCCGUCACUCUCCAAUCACCUCAGUCUGAGACCCUCCAUCAGCUCCAAGCCCUUGGUGAUGUCUCCCCAGAACUACACCGUGAUGCAAGUUGCUGGCCAUGAGGGGACAUUUUCUCUUGUCACUUUUCCACAUGUUGCCUCUGUGCAACCAAACCAGAAAACCAUGGUGUCCCUCCCUGAAAACCUGAAACUGCCCAUUCCUCGGUACCAACCCCCAAAGAGUAGCAAAGCGUCGAAAAAGAAGGCCAGCUCCUGCUCCUCCAAGAGUAACUGUAGUAAAACCCCUCUCCAGAUCCAAAUAUGUAUGCAGGGGUCCCCUCUCCCAGCCAGCCAUCCUGACCUCCCCCACAAAACCCUGUCGUCCAGGCAAGUGCUGUCACGAGAUGAAGCCCUGGUCACCAUCCACACAGAUGGAGGUGGCCUCAGAGACAGGCGAGCUCCUUCAGUACCCAACAGUGGGGAUGUGAACACGCUGGCAGCCCCACAGGCAUCUUCGUUGCAACAGGCCCACACAAAGGAUGCAGGAACAACAACCUUAGCCAGCAAGACAACCCUUGAUAAACCACCCACUGUUCAGCUUGCAAAAACCAUAGCUAGCCUGUCGCAGCCAGUUUUGGGCAAUGCCAUUCAGCCGAUCUCUUCAGUUCCUGACGGGAAGUUGUCCGCCUUACCCCACUCAAGAAUGAAGACAACAGAGACUUACAAAAUCGAGUCACAUGCUCACACUGAAGGAUUAUCUGUACCUGCGACUGGAGUGGACUGUGAUAAGAUGCGCUCCAGUGUCCACAACUCCAGCCCAGCCACCAAAGUGGCCCACAUGCUGCCUGCUCCUCAGGGGACCAGGCUGGGUCCCAGUGACUGUACCUUCUGUCCCUUCCCCAAGCUUGAGCUCAACCACAAACCAAAACUUAACAGCGGGGCUGGCAGGAGGAGAGCUAGGAAACAGAAGUUACCAGAUAACAUCACAACCUUUCAGGGGAAGAGGGGGAAAUGCAGCAUUAGUAGUAAGAGUAGAGAUGGGAAGGGAGGAGGAGAAAGUAAUCCACAGGAAUCCAAAAACAAUAAACCUCUGAAGAAGUACCGUAGCAUCAUGCCCAAGCCUGUACUGCUGGGCCCAGUCUGGACUUCCCUGGCUUCUCCCACAGCCAUGCCACCCUCACAGACCUCCUGCGGCCUAGGACUGGACCCCCUAGUGAAUCAUCUGUAUCUACUCACAACUAAAAGUGUGGGCUGCAAGGAGAAUGAAGGUCCUUCCACUAAGCCUGGCUUUGCCUUCCAGAAUGGGUGCUCCAGCCUAAAGAAGCCUUGGCACCGCUGUCAGGUGUGUAACCACCACUUCCAGUUCAAGCAGCACCUUCGGGACCACAUGGACACACACACCAACCGGCGGCCUUACAGCUGCCGCAUGUGCCGCAAGACCUACAUGCGCCCGGGCAGUCUGAGUGCCCACGUGAAGCUGCACCAUGCAGAGACCCGCCCCAGGAGGCUGGUGUGCUGUCAGUUUUGUGCAAAAGUCUUUGGCCACAUGAGGGUCUAUUUGGGCCAUCUUAAAGAAGUGCACAGGGUCCUGAUCAGCACUGAGCCCUGCCCCAGCAGCAGGAGACUGGAGAACAGAGACAGGAGCAUGAGGGGGCCUGAGGGAUCUGGGGCGAGGGAAAAUAAACCAAGCCUGGAAGAAGAUGUCUUUCUGAAUCAGGUGGACUCAGGCAAACUACAAAUCAAAUGUGGCCACUGUCAGACCACGACUCAGUCUUUUGCAGAAAUAAAGUUUCACUUACUGUAUGUUCAUGGAGAGGAGAUUCAAGACCAACUGCAGGGAGGGAUUUUACCUGGAAGUCAAGUUCAGGAAGAACUGGUUAAACAUGCUGCUCCAUACUGGAAACAACAUCCUGAGAAAAGAAAGCUAGUGAAGCAUUGCUGCUCUGAAGAGGGACUGCAUGCAUUUCCUAAAUUGAAAAAGCAACUCUACUUUCAUCAACAGAACAACAUGCAAAUACAAAUAAAAACUGAAGGAACUCAACCAGAAACAAGUGAGCCAGGGGAAGACACCCAAGGCCCUAAGAAUCCCACUUCUGACACCAUUCUUUUCUGCUCCCAUUCAGGCUUUAACUGCCUGCUCUGUGCACAGACCCUGGGAAGGAGAGAAGAACUUCUCCUGCAUUGGGAACGCCAGCAUAACUGUGAAGAUCCUUCCAGACUGUGGACUAUUUUAAAUUCAUUCUGUAAGCAGGGAGUGAUUGAUUUUUCCAGUAAGACUGAAAACUGA